CUUGCAUUUUAGGGUGUCCUAUUCUUUCAACAUUGUGAAAUAUUUGAUCGAUUUAUAUAUUUUCUAUCUUUAGGAUCACUUUGUACAAGACCACCCUGACAGAAUGCAGCUCUUAUACGCUGUUCCUUUAAGAGUCCAGUUCAUCCGUCAUUGGAAUGAUGCUUAGUGAAGUCCUCUGGUGGAGGGGCUUAGUGCAGCAUCAGUGCAGGAUUCAAUCAGGAUCAGACUCAUCCUCCCCUUCAGAACCAAAGAAGAACUUCUGCAGAAACUUUCACAAUUUCUGGAUAUAAGCGACAUGACAGAACCAGCAACAAUAACCAGACCACUGAUAUCCUCAAAGCGUCACAAGAGUGUAAGAAAGAGUACAAGAAGGAUUUAUUCACCAUACCACGAUGAUAACGGAGCGUCUGAUGAUGAAGAUAAGGAUGGAGAGAGAGUGGACAGUAAUGAUCCGGAGGAGAUGUUCCAGAACAUUCAGCAACAGAAGGAGAUCAUUGCCAACAUCCGAAUCAAACCCUGGCCAAUUAGACGCAAACUGAAAGUGCUUAAGCAGGCUAAAGAGAUGGUCCUCAAGUAUGAAGGCAGAUUGACCAGGACACGAGGUUACCAGGCAGCCGGGGCAGAUUUGCUGAAGAAGAUUUCGAGAGUUCUCUACAACAUUGUUGUUCUGUUCGUACCUUGGGAGAUGAGGAUUAAAAAGAUUGAAAGCCACUUUGGAUCAGGCGUGGCCUCUUACUUCAUAUUCCUGCGAUGGCUGUUUGGCAUUAAUAUUGUUUUGACUAUAAUGACUGGAGCAUUUAUCGUACUUCCUGAGCUCCUGGCUGGCGCUCCGUUCGGUACGACCCGCAGCAAGACCAUACCUAAAGAUCAUCUCUCUUCUGCACAAGACCUGGACACCAUCUGGUCACUGGGGGGAUAUCUUCAAUACUCUGUACUUUUCUACGGCUACUACGGCAAUGUCCGUAAAAUCGGCAGCGCUGGCUACAGACUACCAUUGGCCUAUUUUCUGGUUGGGAUGGCUGUUUUUGCCUACAGUUUCAUCACUUUGUUAAGAAAAAUGGCUAAAAACUCACGCAUGAGUUUAGCCGGAGCUUCCAGUGAGAACUUCACAUUCUGCUGGCGAGUCUUCUGUGCGUGGGAUUACCUGAUUGGAAAUCCGGAAGCAGCGGAAAGCAAAGGAGCAGCUAUUGUCAACAGCAUCAGAGAAGCCAUCGUCGAGGAGCAGGAGAAGAAGAAAGACACAAGCCUAGCCGUACUGAUCAGUUUGAGGAUUCUGGCAAACAUUCUGGUCCUCCUCUCUCUGGCUGGCAGCAUCUACAUCAUCUACUUUGUAGUAGAUCGUUCUCAAAAACUGGAACAAGAGAAACCCGAACUGACACUGUGGGAGAAAAAUGAGGUUAGUGUGGUGGUAUCUCUCAUCACAAUGAUCGCACCUUCAGCCUUCGAGCUGGUGGCACAGCUGGAGAUGUAUCACCCCAGAACAAGCCUUCGCUUCCAGCUCGCCAGAGUACUGGUGUUGUAUCUUGGAAACCUUUACAGUUUAAUUAUUGCACUCCUGGACAAAGUCAACAGUAUGAGCUCUGCUAUACAGAUUCCUGUGGCUCCAGGGAACCUGUCGGACUCAACAUCUUACCUUGCGACCAUUUCCCAACCCACCGAAGACAACCUGUCCACUAUAGUCCCAGACAUCACAGAGCGACAGAAUAGCACGCUGACCAUGACUUAUUUGGAUCUUAACAACAACAUAACCACCAUUAAAAGCACCAUGUCCUACGGACAGGCAAUGAGAAUGCAGUCUCCGCUAAACCAGACGGUCGUCUACGAGUACACUACUAGAUCACAACAAGACCCUUGCUGGGAAACGUAUGUUGGUCAGGAGAUGUUGAAGCUCUCCAUCAUUGACAUGAUCUUCACGGUGGCAAGUAUCCUGCUUAUUGAUUUCAUCCGAGGGUUGGUGGUUCGAUAUUUGAGUGACUGCUGCUGUUGGGAUUUGGAGAGCAAGUUUCCUGAAUAUGGUGAAUUUAAAAUAGCUGAAAAUGUUCUUCACCUGAUAUACAACCAAGGAAUGAUAUGGAUGGGAGCGUUCUUUUCACCCUGUCUGCCCGCCUUUAACGUCCUGAAGCUCAUUGGUUUAAUGUAUCUUCGCAGCUGGGCUGUGCUGACCUGUAAUGUUCCUCAUCAGCAGGUCUUCAGGGCCUCCAGAUCGAAUAAUUUCUACCUGGCGAUGCUUCUAUUCAUGCUUUUUCUGUGUAUGCUGCCGACCAUCUUUGCCAUCGUGAGGUACAGGCCGUCUCAGUACUGUGGACCUUUCAGUGGCCAGGAGAAGAUUUACGACAUCAUCUCCGAGACCAUCGCAAAUGACUUUCCUCUGUGGUUCAGUAAUGUGAUGGAUUACGUCACUAGUCCUGUGGUAGUGCUGCCUGCAUCGCUUCUGCUGUUUAUGCUGAUCUACUACCUGCAGUCCAUCGCUAGAUCACUCAAAGUCACCAACAGCCAGCUGAGACUGCAGCUUCAGACCGAGCGUACAGACGACAAGAAAAAAGUAUUUCAGUUGGCUGCAGCGCGCCUUCAGGCACCCGAGGGUGCCGAUAAAAAGCCAGAGCAGGAAAGUGACAUCACAAGCAUGGAGUCCUCCGCUCGAUCCACCUCCCCCCAACGGCCCAACGGGAAUGUGGUCAACUUCGAAUCUCCCAUCCGCCAGGGCAACAGCAUCCGUACCAUAACCCAAUCGGCAUCACGGCCCGACGUCUCCAGAGCAGCGGGUGCGGCGCGGAGCUCCUCCGCCCCCGUGAGACAGAAGCACAAAGCGGAGCACGCAUCCAAUAGUGCUUUCAGAAUGUACAGCAGCCCCUCAGUUCCACAAAGACAAGUACGACGGGUGGAGUACAUACCCAUCAGGCACGCUGGGUACUUGGGUAGCAGCAGUGGUCCCGGUCGAUCGAAAUCCUACCACCACAUGGCCUACACCCCCAGGCACGGAGAGAGCAUCCACUCGGAUCCGCUGUUACGGAAGACCCUCCGACCCAUGCACGCAGAGCCCAGCAUAAUCGCGACACCGAGCUACGUGGGCCGGCGGGCUCAUACCACGCGCUACGUCAUCGUCAACGAACAUGAAGCUCGAAAGAAGAUGCGCUCAACCGUGCGCUUGCCAAGACAUUACCGCCUAGCCGAUGAACUGACGGAGAUCGUAGAGCUGUACCCACGCAAUGUCAAGUGUUACAUUCCUCGUACCCCUCACCGUAGCCACCAGCCACACCUAAGUGAAGAAGACGAGGAGGAAGAAGAUCCUAAGAGCACCAGCACGAGAAGAGGAUCCAUCAGACAGUCACAACGUCCGCGGUCACUGUCCGACCUACACCAGACCGCGAGGUUCUACAUUGGUGAUACGGUAGGCAGCCAGGUCUCCAUGGAGCAGGGUUUAUAUGCCGAUGAAGAAGAUGAGGACGACUGGGUCGACGACAGCUCUCACCUUUGCUCUCAAACAAACAUCCGAGGUCCGGAGUCGGCACACAGGCACAGGGAACCGCACGUCAAGUCCAAAGCCAAGCAUAAAGUGGAGCCAUCGCUGACAGAGUCCGAUUCUGCAUCGCUCGCAUCCAGCAGCGACCCGCAGAACAGCAGCACGGAUCAGUACAUCCAAAUCAUUCACAAUAAAGAAAAGUACCUGAAGCCCAGCACAAAGAUGGCCAAAAAGAAAUCCAAAAACAGCAUUACAGUGAAUGCGGCUAGUUCGAAUGAUCUUGUCUGCUCAAAUGUUUAAAGUAUUAUUUAUAGCUAAAAAAAAGAGUAUGGCUCUGUUCCACAAUCUUAGGCUGCCUGUGGCAUUUUAAGGCAUAAGUGUGUACUGGAGUUCAUGAAAAUGCAGAUUGUAAACAGUAAACACACAAUCGAUUUUAAACAUGUAAACGGUAAAACAUGUUGAAACGAAAUGCGAGUACACUCCACUUAUGCUUCAUAUGAGGAGCACUACAAUAUGUUGCCGACUAUGUAGUGAGUUUCAAAUCCAGUAAUGAAAUUACAUUUUAGGAUGCAGGCAGCACACUAGAUUAUAAAACAGAGCCAUUCAUACAUGUAUAAGGUUUUAUCAUAUGGAAAUUGUUGUUUUGCCUUGUGAAGCACACCAAUAUGACCAAACUGCACAAGUGUACUUUGCAUGUAUUCCAUUAAAUUCAAUAUAGCAAAAAGUGUUUGGACAUUUGUACACCCCAGCAUUCAACACAACGCCGUAAGCAGCACAUGCACAGGAAUAAAUGUAAACAUUUAAGAAUUAAUCAGUGAAUCAGACCUCUCCGCACAGUUGUGAUCCACGCUCGUCGUCUAACGUUACCCUCCCCAUAUGGCAAAAAAUAUGUUUUAAAAUAUAUGAAGAGUUUGGUUCCAAAACGAGAUAACUCCGUUUUUAAAAUUUUUGUCAAAACAUGUUUGUUAUCAUGGUUUUAUUGGGUUUUAUUGUGCUACUUAGCUGUAUUUUAUUAGUUAUGAAGGCUCAAAUCAAAACAAACCAACUGCAGUUUUAUUAAUAUUAAUUGGAAUGCACAAUCAGAAUUUUUUUAAAAACAGAGGUUAUCUAAUUUUAGAACCAAACUUUUCAUAUUUUUAAAUAUGUUUCAAAAUAUGCAAAAAUAUAUUUGCUGAAAUGAAAUGUUUAACAAUAAUAUGUUGGCCAUUUUUUUUGUAUAUUUUAAAAUACAUUUUAAAAAUAAAUAUAUUUUAAAGCAAGAAAAAAUAUUUAUGUCACAUUAGAAGAAAAACUUUUAGCUUACAAACCUGUAAACAUAACAUUUUUGAGAAGGUUAAAGGCAGGGUGCAUGAUCACUGAAAGCCAAUGUUGACAUUUGAAAUCACCUAAACAAACACGCCCCUACCCUAAUAGAAACUGGACCUUCUUUUGAUAGACCCGCCCCAAACAUACGCAACCCAGGCAUCCAUGUCGGUUAUUAGACACGCCCCAUACUGCUGAUUGGCUACAAGUGUGUUUUGGUAGUCGGCCCGACUCCCUUUUCCAAAGCGUUUUUCAAAAAUCACGCACCCCGCCUUUAAAAUUAAAUAUAUUUUCAACUUAAAAAAUAUACUUUAUAAAAUCUGAUUGUAUUUGGCAUAUAUUUAAAAUAUAUUUUGGCCAAGAAUACAUUUCUUGCCAUUUGGAUUGUAAAAUUAGA
Misgurnus anguillicaudatus (oriental weatherfish) is the source of this 5159-nucleotide messenger RNA. Its product is annotated as transmembrane channel-like protein 3. The record is from RefSeq and is a predicted model, not a curated record. Gene Ontology annotation, molecular function: mechanosensitive monoatomic ion channel activity. Lineage: Eukaryota; Metazoa; Chordata; Actinopteri; Cypriniformes; Cobitidae. Gene Ontology annotation, cellular component: plasma membrane.